Molecule: messenger RNA, 903 nt
Organism: Blumeria graminis f. sp. triticale
Lineage: Eukaryota; Fungi; Ascomycota; Leotiomycetes; Helotiales; Erysiphaceae
Source: the annotation of a GenBank genome assembly
AUGGUAAAAGCGCUUACCUUUAAGGGCGACAAAAAGAUAAAGAAAAGAAAACGGAUAGAAUCAGAUGAUAAAUUUCCCAAAGAAGGCUUCUCGGCAGCCUCAGAAGCCCACACUGUAAAGGCGGUAGACGAUAACGGAACUGACGACGACAGCUGGAUUAGCGCCGAAACAUCUGUAGAUGUCGUCGGCCCAGUAGUGAUUGUUCUACCCUCGGAAUCGCCGACAUGUAUCGCUUGCGAUUCCAGUGGAAAGGUCUACGCCAGUGAGCUAGAAAACAUUAUCGAUAAGAAUCCUGCCAGCGCCGAACCGCACGAUGUACGUCAAGUGUGGGUUGCGAACCGAGUUGCCGGAACAGAGUCUUUAAACUUCAAAGGACAUCAUGGAAAGUAUCUAGGCUGUGACAAGUUUGGUUUGCUAUCGAGCAAUUCCGAAGCUGUAUCACCUUCUGAGUCAUUUUUGGCUAUUCCUUCAGUACAAUCGCCCGGUACCUUCGAGAUUCAAACACUACGGGGUUCCUUUCUUACUGUCGCGCCACCCUCCAAAUCUAAUGCAGGUCUCGAGAUCCGUGGAGACGCAGAAGAAGCUUCCUCUGCAACGAAAAUUCGCAUACGCAUGCAGGCCCGCUUCAAGCCGAAAUACAAGAUUACGAAGAAGGAAAAGGCGAGAGAAAAGAUAAGUCGCAAGGAGAUUGAAGAAGCUGUAGGACGAAGACUCGAUGAUGAUGAAAUACGGAAGCUGAAGCGCGCAAGAAAAGAGGGCAGCUAUCAUGAAGCCCUACUUCUCAUAAAGGUCAAAAUACUAGUUGCUGGAGAUAAAUUACAUCCUGAAUAUACAUUCUGCCUAGUGUUUGGCUCGGCUUUUCUCAUUAUAGAGCUGCCAAAUUCUCACUUAACCCCCUCGUAG